This is a messenger RNA of Brassica rapa (field mustard), 2328 nucleotides long. RefSeq names its product B3 domain-containing protein REM1. NCBI's taxonomy places the organism in Eukaryota, Viridiplantae, Streptophyta, Magnoliopsida, Brassicales, Brassicaceae. Gene Ontology annotation, molecular function: DNA binding. The record is from RefSeq and is a predicted model, not a curated record.
AUAAAUCUUUCAGACAAGCCACUGGUACUAAAGCAAGACUAGAUCAUCUUUAUAGAACUCUACAGAAGUAACAGUACUUGUUCCUAUUAAACCUCUUUUUCUUUUUAAUAGUUUUGGUGUAGUGUAGGCUUUUGUCAUAAACUCAUAGGUGAUGAUGGGUAGUUUGAUUGUUGAUGGGUGGAAAAGUGAGUUAGAGUGUGUAAGAAAAAAGAGAUGAUGGGUUUACAUCAAUGUCAAAGAUUCACAUCAUGUUUUUUUUUUGUUUUUAUUAGAUUCGAUACCACUCUUCUGUAACGUAACUGUAUAUUAAAAGCCUAACUCCAUCAUUGUGAGGAAGAUCAAACAUUAAAAACAGUUUUGUUGCUCUCAGUUGAACAAUGACUAUUCCUCCUACAUUUUCUCUGUUUCACCACAGAUUUAUUACAGGAGACAAACCAGUUCUUACUGUAGACGAUGAGUUCUUGAGGAAGCACACGAAAGUGUUGCUAAUAUCAGACUCGUCAGACAAGAUUUGGAAAGUGAAACUAGACGGAAGCAGGCUCGCCGGCGGCGGCUGGGAAGAGUUCGCCAAAGCUCAUAGUUUCAGAGACGGAGACCUCUUGGUUUUCAGACACGAUGGAGACGAGAUCUUUCAUGUAUCUGUGUCCCCUCGGUCGGAUUCUUGUGACAUAAGUCACCACGCGUCUCCUAGCUUGGUUGAUACUGACGAUGUUGAGACUGAUGAUGACUAUUCUGAAUCUGAUGAUGGAGAAGACGAAUAUGAUGAUGAUGACGAUGGAGGAGAGGAUGACGCAGAUUGUUGUGAUUCAGGGAACAUUAUGGUGAACAAGAACACAAAAGCAGGUUUCUCUUGUAUCCUCAGAGCACGUGUCACACCUUAUAGCCUCAUCAAAGAUCGUUUGGAUCUUUCUAAAGACUUUACGGUUGUGUCGUUUAAUGAGCACAACAAGCCCUGUGAGAUAGAUCUAGUCAAUGAGAAAGGAAGAAAAUGGACACUGCGUCUUUCAAAAAACAGCACAAGUGGUGUGUUUUACAUCAGACAAGGCUGGGUUAACUUCUGCUCCGCUAAUGGGUUAAGUCAAGGUGACAUCUGCAAGUUUAAACUUUCAGAAAAUGGUGAAAGGCCUGUGCUUAGGUUGUGUCCAUCUAGCAAUAGCCAUGAAGAAGAAGAAGAGUGCCUUGAAGCAGAUGCAGUGAAGACUUCUUCUAUAAGAGGCUGCAGCAAAGAGAAGAGAAAGGGAAAGAAGAAGAACAGUCCUUCUCAGUUUUUGACAGUAAAAUUAACACCCAACCGUUUACAGACCGGGCAGCUAUACAUUUCAUCGGUUUUCGUAAAUGAGAGUGGCAUUAAGAAGUCUGGGGAGAUAACUCUGAUGAACAAAGACGGAAGAAAGUGGCCAUCUUAUCUACAGAUGACAGGACAGUGUGGAAGUGAAUGGUUUUAUCUGAGACAUGGCUGGAGAGAGAUGUGCAAAGCUAAUGGAGUUAAAGUAAAUGACUCGUUCGUGUUGGAGUUGAUUUGGGAAGAUGAUAACCCUGUGUUUAAGUUCUGCUCUAAGGCUGAAAACAAGGGAAAUGGAAACGGAAGACUUCGUAAGAAGAGAGCUUGUGAGACUUCGAUAGUAGAAACUGAGAGACGGAAGAGAGGACGCCCUAGGGUUUCAAACACUAACUCAAGUAACUUGCAACGCACGCGACAAGAAUCUUGCUCAGUCUCUGAUCAAGUUGCCAGCGUGAAGCUGAGCAUUCUAGACACUCUGAACACUGUAAGACAGUUCCGAGCAGAUAUUGAAGCAAGGGAAAAGAAUCUGGAAGCUUCAUCACUCGAAGUUGACGCCUUAGGGGAGAGGAUACUGGGAAUCAGCCAGAUUCUCAACAAUAAUCUGGUGUAACUUGUACGUGAAGAGUGGUUUAAAGAAACAAAAGAUUAUCUGCAACCACUUAAUGUAUCCAAUGGUGGUGGUGUUGCGUGUUCCACAAGAACCGCUUCUUUUCUCCAAACUAAAUUAGAUUUCUUUUUCAGUAUUUCAGACUUGCAACUUUCUAGAGACUGCUCAUUUUUUUUGGUGCUUUUGUAGGUUCUUUGUCAUAUCUCUAAGAACUAUCAAUUAUAUAAUGCAUUGCGAGUUGGAACAUUUGGUACUAUGAAUAUGAGUAACGAUGAAUGAGGAACCAAAAAGUUGAAUUUAAAAUGGUCUUUUUAACUAAGAGAAUAAAUCAAGAAACACAAGUCCAAAGUGGUGGUGUUACUACCCAUGUCAUGGAUGUAACAACUGAAACAAGAGCUUGAAGUAACUUUUUUUUUUGAAUGCCGGAGAAGCGAGGAAG